Messenger RNA from Adelges cooleyi (spruce gall adelgid), 1959 nucleotides. RefSeq names its product ribonucleoside-diphosphate reductase subunit M2 B-like. Lineage: Eukaryota; Metazoa; Arthropoda; Insecta; Hemiptera; Adelgidae. Gene Ontology annotation, cellular component: cytosol. The record is from RefSeq and is a predicted model, not a curated record. Gene Ontology annotation, molecular function: ribonucleoside-diphosphate reductase activity, thioredoxin disulfide as acceptor. Bases 525 to 1703 code for a protein of 392 amino acids. The transcript is spliced from 8 exons. Gene Ontology annotation, biological process: deoxyribonucleotide biosynthetic process.
UCUACAGAUAAAAUGAAACGGGUUCAUCACACAAUUAAUUAAAUAAUAUUAAUAUAUUUUAACAAAUAUUUUCUGCUAUCCCCGAUCCCGUGUGUUUAGACACCGCCGACCGGCACGACCACCCGUCUUGCACUAAAACCGGUUUCGGUUUUCUAGCUAUCGGUUUUUUGGCGGAAUGCGGAUGGCAUUAUUAUAAUUUCAAGAACAUAAUGCAAACACUUUUUUCUCUUGUUAUAGUAAUAACUAUAACUUGUCCAGUGUCCUGUCUUGUUGAUUUCCUCUAGACAAUAUAGACAGAUAUAGUAUGAACGUCCUCGUCAGCCGCAAUUCGAAAUUAUUAGUCUAGUAUAGACAAUACACAAAGAAAUAAAAAUAAUAUUAAACUCGGACCGUUCUGAUUGUCUUAAUAGUCAUACGUUGGUUGUGCUUCCUCUUACGACUUACACUUUAUUUGCUCGGUUUCCAAUACCUACUUAUAAACGAAGUACAUUUCAAAGGGGUUUUCUCGCGCCUUAGUAAACAUAAUGAACUCUGUUGUCAACAAGGAAAACGCCAAUGAUAUCAAACAGCACGAUUUACUUAAAAAUAAAAUUAUUAAACCGUCUACUCAAGUGUUGAGCGAAGUACCUAGAAACAUAUUGUCUGCAUUAAAAUCACAAGAAAAUGGACAGACUAUUUCAGAUUUUUCGGAAUCAUUGGCAAAGUACAGAACAAAAUGUGGUAUUACAAUUGAACCUUUAUUAAAAGAAAAUCCAAGACGAUUUGUUAUAUUUCCUAUUAUAUAUGAUGACAUUUGGGCCAUGUACAAAAAACAAGAAGCUUCUUUUUGGAAUGUUGAAGAAGUCAAUUUGAAAUAUGACCUUGAUGACUGGGUAAUGUUAACCGAUGAAGAACGUCAUUUUAUUUCUCAUGUGCUUGCAUUUUUUGCUGCUUCUGAUGGUAUCGUGAAUGAAAAUCUUGUUGAACGAUUCUCUCAAGAAGUUCAAGUGACUGAAGCUCGAUGCUUUUAUGGAUUCCAAAUAAUGAUGGAGAAUAUUCAUUCAGAAAUGUAUAGUCUUUUAAUUGAUACCUAUAUUAAAGACCCAAAAGAAAAAGACUUUUUGUUUAAUGCUAUUGAAACUAUGCCAUGUGUAAAGAAGAAAGCAGACUGGGCUCUUAAGUGGAUAUGUGACAAACAAGCAACAUUCGGAGAGCGACUAGUUGCAUUUGCAGCUGUAGAAGGAAUAUUUUUUUCUGGAAGUUUUGCGGCUAUUUUCUGGCUAAAAAAAAGAGGAUUAAUGCCUGGUUUAACAUUUAGCAAUGAAUUAAUCUCUAGAGAUGAAGGCUUACAUACAGAUUUUGCGUGUCUGUUAUUUAAACAUUUGGUACAGAAACCGCCUCAAGAUGUUAUUAUCCAUAUCAUGAAAGAAGCCGUAACUAUUGAACAAGAUUUUUUGACAAGUGCAUUACCAGUUAAAAUGGUCGGAAUGAAUUGUGAAAAAAUGGCAGCGUAUAUUGAAUUUGUCGCUGAUAGGUUAUUGGCCGAAUUGGGAUGUCCUAAGAUCUUCAAGUCGUCAAACCCGUUCCCAUUUAUGGAUUUAAUAUCUCAACAAGGAAAAACCAAUUUCUUUGAAAAAAGGGUUGGCGAUUAUCAAAAAGCAUCGGUUGCGAUUCCAGAUAAUUCUAAUAUGACAACAACUGGUAUUACAAAUGAAGACUUCUAAAAUCUUAACUUAUGUAAUUUAAUUAUUGGUUAUAACUUAUAAAGUUUACGACAAAAAAAAAAUGUAUUUAUUAACAGUUAAAAAAAUAAAUAAUGAAAAUAUUAAUGUUUUUUUAUUAGAUAUACAUUCACAGUCUAAUCAUAAUAUGAUUUAUAUCAUAACUUUUUUUCUAUACAUAUAUUUUAAUAAUGCUGAUUGAUGUACAUUUCACAUUUUUUAUUUUUAACUUAGUUCACCCAAAAUAUUGUUAGUAUCU